CUUCAUAUUGUCGUAAUCAGAUAAACAUUUGGGCAUUAAGUUGGAAAUAGACUUCUUCACAAGUUCUGCGUGAAUUGGAAAAGAUUUAAAAGUCAGUGUUCCUUUAACUAAAUGGGGAAAAGGAGGCUCCGCCCCUUCCGGAACGGUCUUCGACAACAACGUAUAUCGGUUUUUAUGAAUAAUAAGGAAAUUAAAGAUGUCUGAGUAAUCUACGGUAUUUCUACUAAAAACUAAAAUAAGUUAGAAAGUAUAGUGGUUGGAUUGAGAUGAAAUUCCGUCGAUCGAAACACGGAUUGAGAGAAAAAAACAUUUAACUCAACAAAAGAAAAUGGAGGACGGCAGCAGGAGGUUCGGGUGUAGUCUGGGAUGAGUGCCAGAGAAGAACAGCGGCAGUCCAGAUCCAUACUGUGAUCCAGUUCUACUGCAUUGUUCUGACUCUGUGUUUUGCAGAAUAAUGAAGUCCACGUUUCUGGCACUUGGUUUGUACAUAUUCGGUGUUUCUGCUGUCCUUACAUAUGGAGCCAGUUGCAGGAAAGGUGAAUAUCGAUCAACAGCUGGAGAAUGUUGUCCGAUGUGCUCUAUAGGGACAGUGGUUAUAAAAGACUGUAUUGGUGAUUACAGUACAGCAUGUAGACCUUGUACUAAAGGAACAUUCAUGAAUGAACCGAAUGGACUUCCAGACUGUUUUCCAUGUAAAACCUGUGACGCAGGUCUUUUUAUUUUGCAAGACUGUACCGGAACGAAGAAUACCGUCUGUGAGGUCUUGGAUGGAUAUUACUGUUCGCAAUACUCGGAUGUAGAAUGCGAUCAUGCAGUGAAACACAGUGAAUGUAAACCUGGGCAACAUAUAAAAGCUCCAGGAACCAAGGCCUCAGAUACAGUUUGUGAGCCCUGUCCACUGGGAUUUUAUUCUCCUGAAGGUGUGAACUGCACAAAAUGGACUGACUGUUCAGUCAGACAUGAGGUUGAGGUUCAGGAAGGCACUUCCAUCAGAGAUGUUCAGUGCAAACCAACAAGAGAAAGAUAUGGGCUCAUACCAGUUUUCGUCUUAUGCUUACCCACAGUUUUAGUUUUAUUUUUCAAGCACAAAAUGAACUGUUGCACAGGAUUAAAAAGUCCUGUAAUGGAAACAAAUCCUGAAGUUCUAGAAUGUGCAGCAUCAUCCAGUAAACAGGAAGAAAAUGAGGAAGUGGAUCAACCAGCUGCAAGGUGACUGUAAUGAGGAACACACUGUGCAUCUGAAAGAAAAGUGAAUUACUCCACAAGGAUUUAUUUCAGUGUGUUCCUUAGUGUCAUGCCCGCCUGGCUCAAGGCAGCCACAACAUAAAGGGGAGACCACGCCGUUGCACAAUUAACAAAAGACAUUUAUUAAAGUAAAGUAACUAUAUACAAAAGUCAGUGCAUGAAAAAUAAAGCAAAACUGUAGUGUAUAUCAGCAUAAUGAAGUGGAUUGCAAAAGUAAAGCAAAAGGGUCAAGCGCAGCCCGCUCUGGCCUCCAACGCGAUAUAGCCAGGAGAGAGUAGGAGAGACCCCCGGUAGACUGCCAAGCCUAUACUUCUCCACCUCCCAAUCACGCCAUCAAUUAGCCUACGUCACUAGGACUGGAAAGCUCCCCCUGCAGGCCAAAGACAGACACAACACAGAGCCAAUAACACUGGCAAACGGAACUGGAAACGUGACGAACCCAGCACAGGCAAGCUGGGGCGUCACACUUGGCAAACCACCAGCUCUACAAAAGCAGAAAUUGAUUUCUUUCCUUUUUUUUUUUAAGAGGCUUCUCUUACUGUUGCCCUUUUUACUGGUUAAGAAACUCCUUGAGGCACAGUGGUGUUGUGCUCUAUUGUUUCCAUUUUUAAGAAUGGGUUUGAUGGUGCUGCACAGGACGUUCUAUUUUUUUUAACAACUAAACCCUGAUUGAUCCUUUUACAGAACUUUGUCCUGAACUUGUUUUGAUGUCUCCUGCAUCUUUUAAGAUUCUUAUUGUUUACUUCUGUUUGCUAACAUCCUCUGGAUCUGGAACAUGAAGAUCCUGUAAUACAGGGUUGUUCAGUCUUAUCCACAAAGGGCCAGUGUGGCUACAGACUUUCAUUCCAACCAAGUGGGAGCUACACCUGAUUACACUUGUUUAAUCAGUUCAUCUUGGUCUUCAACCAACUAUCAAGGGUGACUCCUAUUUGGCUGGAACGAAAGCCUGUAGCCACACUGGCCCCUCAUGGAUAAGAUUGAAGACCCCUGCUGUAAUACUUUAAUUCAGCUCCAUUCCAUUCAGCUGUGACUUCUAACUUCCACCAAUUUAGGGCUGAGAACUAGUUUAAGGUUUCACUUUUUUCAUUUAUGCAAUCACAGCUUUUACAUUUUUAUGUAUUUGUGAUUUUUAAUUUUGCAUACUGUUUUUUUUUUUGCGUGAAAAAAUUUCCUCCACUUCUUCAAUAUCACAAGUUAAAGGCAAACAAAACCCAAAAAAGAAACUCCUUUAUAUUGAUGGAUAAUAUGCAUAUAAGAAAUGUUUGAGUUCACUUGUUCGGACCUGGACCUGUAUACUGUGUACAGAUUUUAUUUGAAAACAAAAACAAUGUCCCUGCCAUCUUACUCUCUCCAAGGGUCAAAUAUUGUGCUCCAAGUACAAAUUACACAAGAGAAUCCGAAAUUGUGACAUCACUUACAAGCCACAUGACUUUCCAAGGCUGAGCUCUAAUGGAUACAUCGCUUCUAAAUUGUUGUAAAAAAAAAACCCUAAAGAUGCCCGAAUGUCAAGUGUUUGGCUGUAAAAAUAAGCCCGAUGACUGAAGCAAUGAACACAGACACAGUGAGCGCGCACACCCUUUUGCUGCCUAUAAAUGCUCCAUCACCAGCCACUCACAAUGGGUUUUAUUUGUUUUUCAAAAAAAAAAAUUUUUUUCUUGUUUUUGCAGGCUUUUUUUUUUUAAUUCACUGAGAAAGGCGAUCUUUUUAGAUGGCAAGAAUUACAUUGCUAUGGUAACUGGAUUUUUGACUCGUAUCUCUGUAAAUUCUGCAUUAUCUCUCUGAGUGAGAUUUAAACUUCAUAAAAGUGAAGUCUGUUGAUUUGCCUUUUUUGUUGCCAGUAAAAAUCACAUGAUUAUAGAAAAAAAUCUAUUCAGAAAUUUUAUAAUUGGAACGCUUUUUGUUACAUUUACAUUCCAGCACAGUGACGUUCAUUCUCUGUCUUUAACUGUUCUGAAGGAGUGAACACACGCAGGAGUGAACUUAAAUAUUGUCCAUUGCAGUUGCAUUAAAAAAUUCUCAUCAUCUCAUCUCAUCAUCUCUAGCCGCUUUAUCCUUCUACAGGGUCGCAGGCAAGCUGGAGCCUAUCCCAGCUGACUACGGGCGAAAGGCGGGGUACACCCCGGACAAGUCGCCAGGUCAUCACAGGGCUGACACAUAGACACAGACAACCAUUCACACUCACAUUCACACCUACGGUCAAUUUAGAGUCACCAGUUAACCUAACCUGCAUGUCUUUGGACUGUGGGGGAAACCGGAGCACCCGGAGGAAACCCAUGCGGACACGGGGAGAACAUGCAAACUCCACACAGAAAGGCCCUCGCCGGCCAUGGGGCUCGAACCCGGACCUUCUUGCUGUGAGGCGACAGCGCUAACCACUACACCACCGUGCCACCUUGCAAAGCCAUCUGAAAUGUAAAAGUUUUCUGAUUGUGCUUCACAUUUUCCUUGCUCUGGGGACCACUGAAGGAGCGUUCACGUCGCGGUCCCUGUCAGGCGUUCUUACCUGCGAAUCCUUCAGCUACACUACGCUAACAAACUUGGCAAAGAUCCAGCAAUCCCAAAGAGCUACAGGCCAAUUUCCUUACUUUGUCACACGUACAUGCUCUUCGAACGCCUUUUUCUGAACCGCAUAGCCUUGUUUGUAGAUGACCAUUUUAUCCCAGAACAGACAGGUUUCAGACCUGGAAAGGGGGGAAUCACAGGUGCUGCAUUUGUUGACGUUUCUGCAGCGUACAACACAGUCAACCACAGAAUUCUUACCAAGAAACUGUAUGAGAUGACCUCAGAUGUGAGCCACCAAAAUUGACCCAGCUUUCCAUGCUGCCUGCCGGGCUGUCACUGGCUGCAUGAAACCCACGAAGGCAGAUGAUCUUUCCUUGCUGUGUGGCAUCGCACCCCCUAGCAUUAGAAGGACCGUCGCAUCCCAGAAAGUGAAACAGGAAAGUGACCCUCGCCACCCUCUUUUCAACCAUGUGCCAACGGGAAAGAGGAUGCCACAUUUGCCCAUGCCGAUAUUUUUUAUUUUUUUGGUUAAAAGUAGGUCAAACACACCCCAUGGUGGUCAUGUGAUAUUGUUACUCACUUGCUUUGGCAAUCUAUGGAAUCGUGAAAUGUGGGACUCAUUUUAUCUCAUUUAUACAUAGGAGACACAGAGUGCGCAGCAGCGAAACAUCUUGAAACUCCAACAGCAAUAGAAAUAGAACAUGCUGACCAGAAUUUAGCUUUGCAGUCAGAACCUUGAAGAAAAGAAUGUAUUUUUGCAACCGCUGGAAACUGUUGUUUUAGGCUUUGAAACAAAUGACUUUUAUAUAUGAAUUAGAUUCAAAGUUUAAUCUAAGAAGUUUUUUUGUAAACGAUAUUUCCACCAGCAUUUUUGUGUACUAUCUGUCUGUAGAUCAUUCUCCAUUAUGAGUGGAGUCCUGUUGUACCUUUAUAAUGUGUACAUUUCCCUGGGAAUAAUUUCAAAAUGAUAGUCUUCCUAAAAAAUUGGAAAUGUUACUGUGCAUCACUAUGAUUUACAGACUGAACACCAACAAAUCCAACAGUUUCAGUGUGGUGUGAAGAAAUGAACUGGCAUAUGAAGUUUCAAAAAUAGAACCCUUUAAAGACAAUGUUGCACACACAGAAAAGCCUAUCGAAACCGUAUCAGCGAGUUAAUAUUCAUGUGCUGGCCAGAGGAGGAGGAGCUCAGCCUACUGAAACUUGGUUCCUUUCACUGUUUGUUUUAAAUUUGUUUCUCCUUAUCACUUUUGCUCACUGGUAAAGACACUGAUGGUGCCAGUUAAUCUGAUUUUUACAGGACUGACCAUCAGUACUGUAAAAAUGCUGAAAAAAUCUUCUGUUUGACAGCUAAAAAUUAUUGUAACAAUCUGUAAUUUGAGUUCAGUGUAUUUUAAGUUAAACUCUGAAUCAUAUGGCAAUAAUAAACUCCAUCCAUCAGCAGAAAAAUCAAUGGAAAAAUCAAACUGGAAUUAUCUUUUGCCCAUAUUGCACAAUUUUUGAUGAUGGCAACCUCACUGUCACGGUUUUCUGAAUCAAAUAGCUUUUCAGAAACACUCUAGCCUGGCAAGCCAGACUAAAUGUGAAUAUUUAGUCUGGCCUCGCUCGUAGACAUUUCCGAAGGGUGGGGGUGGAACAACCCGCUGUCUUUCAAACUGUCUCUGUGCGUAUAGGCCAACGCUCUGACCAAUCAGCGCAACAGUGACUGUGACGUAGUCAGAGCAACAGAAAACAGUGGGGGAGGCCUUGAAAUAAAUAAUUUUUCAAAAUGCGUAUUAAUUAAUAAACAGGUUCUAGAUAUUAAGAAGUUUGGAGAUAAUGACCACAAGUUUGGAGUCUGUACCACAUACUUAACAUACACUUAUUUUUUUCAAGGGUUUGCUUAAACUGUUUUUGAGAGUUUUUAUUUAGUGGUGUUUUUGGUGAAAUAAUUUCCCUUAAAUUUAAAAUAACGGGAAAAUAAGAAACAAUCAAAAAGUAAUGUUUCAAAGCUGUUUAUUAAUUCUUCGUACUGCACAAACUAGCCCCAUCCUUUUGGCUACGAGCGGAGCCAGCUGGUAGAUCAGACUUUUGCCAUAGCCGGUCGGCAAAACGGCGAAAACGUUCUUCUUGAAAAGGAAUGAGCGGAGAGCCUCUUCCUGCUCAUGUUUCAACGAAAACUCCAAGUCUAAUUCUUCUAAAACUGAUUCCAAAGCGGAGUCAAACGUGCGCUGUUCACUAGCCGUAGCCAUCUUUCCUGUUGUGCUUUCUCCAGCGUCGCGCAGCUUUGUCGUCACUCCUGCAAAAGCCCGCCCAAAGAAUCCAAACAAAAACCUUGCGUUGUGAUUGGCAGGCACGAUUUGAUGCCCGGGGUGUUUUGUUGAUAUGGUGCGAGGCUAGACCCACUCGCAGGCAAAAAAUAUUUUUGGCCGCUAGGCGGGUGGGUCGAGUUUACUAGACUAGAAACUCUCGCUUUAUUGAUGAAGUCAUGUGGUAAUGUCCACACAAGUGACAUUUUCGCGAGCAUUUCUGAACCUCAAGCACAGCAAAUUUUUUUAUUUUUUAAUAAAUAACUGUGGUCUGAAAUACAACUGAGGUUCAAUACAUGACACCAUCACCUGUAUGUGUAGCCACAGAAGCACUUCCCUGUGAUGGUGACAUCACAUGCCAAUUUUUGGGUGCAAACAUGUGAGCUGUUGGUUAGAAUAUGGUAUUUGCCAUGUAACUGUUUGGAUCAGGUCUUUACUCUUUUGCUAAUGUACUUUGAGUUUUGAGUGAACUUGGUUUAGCUGGCAAAAAUCUUUGACCGUUAUAUUGAUCAGUGAGACUUGGCAUGAAGUUGGUUCAGUAGGAAAAAAAGUCGCUUCUGAUGUAGUUUUGCUUGCUACAUUUCACUGGGGGUAAGAAUUUCACUGGCGUGAAGCGUCAUUUUAAUGUAGAGUAACUAGUUGCUUAAAUUGCUACACCUUCCAAAUAGCUUGUCCAGCAAUUUUAAAUAUACAGUACAUUUGUUUCUUACAUUUUACGUAACUACGCAUGCUUAUAGUUCAUAUAUUAGCCUACUUUCCAAAAUCAGACUCUAGUCGUCAUGUUUACAUGCACACACUUCUUUUUCAUUUGCUUUUUUUAAUUGAACGCAAGUCAAUUAAUAUUUUCUUGUCAAAUGGAUUAUGAAGUCUACACCACCUCUUUCAGUCCAAUUAUAUUCUCAGUCAGAAUGGAGGAUUUCAUUCCUAUUGCUCUUUACAUGAAGAAAGUUCAUUCCAAUUGAGCUUGAAUCUGAUUUUCAGUAAAUUAUUAGGGUCCAUGUAAAUGUAACUAAUGGCUAAACGUCUGCCCAUGUGGUGAUUUUUUUUUUCUUUUUGAGGUUGUCAUCAUUUAUCUGUGGUCUUUGGUUCAAUAAACAUCAACAGUGUGAUCAUGAUAAAUUUGGAUGGUGUCACCUCAACCAGUCAAAACCAAAAGCCUUUUUGUAUAAAUGUAUAUAUUUUUUUAAAUUGUGUUUGUGUAAAAACAAAGUGCCAAUCAGGUCUUUUUAAUAUUGCCUUUAUAAAUAUUUUUAAUUAAAAAUGUUCAAUUAACUAUAAAUUUUUACUCUUGAAUGUUUGUAAUUUUGUUUUACUUCAGUGCUAUUGAAUGCUUGAUUCUGAUUGGUUUGUCAGUGAUGAUUAAUUUUUCAAGUAAGGGCAGCUCUAACAAUAACUCCAACUGCAAGGCAAGUCACAUGUUUAUAUUAGUGCACUUGUUCUACCAUAUUAUUGUCAGUCUAGUAACCAUGUUUAUUCAUGUAUUGUAUUUGGCUCUUUCUGAUUUGCAGAAAUAAAAAUUUUCUGAUGGAAUUUUUUCUUGAAUAAUAUCUCUGUUUAACUUGCAUAGGAACUUUGUAUUGCAGGACUGAAAUAAAAAUGGAUAUUAAAACAUGUAUAA
Messenger RNA from Neoarius graeffei (lesser salmon catfish), 7650 nucleotides. RefSeq names its product tumor necrosis factor receptor superfamily member 14-like. The record is from RefSeq and is a predicted model, not a curated record. Lineage: Eukaryota; Metazoa; Chordata; Actinopteri; Siluriformes; Ariidae. The coding region runs from base 455 to 1213 and encodes 252 amino acids. Gene Ontology annotation, molecular function: protein binding. Gene Ontology annotation, cellular component: external side of plasma membrane. Gene Ontology annotation, biological process: defense response to Gram-negative bacterium; positive regulation of peptidyl-tyrosine phosphorylation; negative regulation of alpha-beta T cell proliferation. The transcript is spliced from 9 exons.